Molecule: messenger RNA, 1647 nt
Organism: Australozyma saopauloensis
Lineage: Eukaryota; Fungi; Ascomycota; Pichiomycetes; Serinales; Metschnikowiaceae
Gene: ICL1
Product: isocitrate lyase 1
Exons: 1
Coding region: 1-1647 (548 amino acids)
Biological process (GO): carboxylic acid metabolic process
Molecular function (GO): isocitrate lyase activity
Source: RefSeq, a predicted model, not a curated record
AUGCCUUACACACAAAUCAACCACGACGACGAAGACGCCUUCUUCAAGCAACAGGUCGCAGAGCUCAACCAAUGGUGGGCCCAACCCAGAUGGAGAAAGACGAAAAGAAUCUACAAAGCCGAGGACAUCGCCGCCAAGAGAGGCACCUUGAAGAUCGACUACCCUUCGCUGAACCAGGCCAAGAAGAUGUUUGCUCUUCUUGAGGAGCACGAGCGCAACCAGACCGCCAGCUUCACUUUUGGUGCCUUGGACCCAGUCCAGGUUUCCCAGAUGGCCAAGUAUGUGGACAGCAUCUACGUUUCCGGAUGGCAAUGUUCGUCCACGGCCUCGACCUCCAACGAGCCUUCGCCCGAUUUGGCCGACUACCCAUACGACACCGUUCCCAACAAGGUGGAGCACUUGUGGUUCGCACAGCUUUUCCACGACAGAAAGCAGAGAGCCGAGCGUUUGGGCAUGACCCGCGCUCAGAGAGAGAAGACCCCUUACAUUGACUACUUGCGCCCUAUUGUCGCCGACGCCGACACCGGCCACGGUGGUUUGACCGCCAUCAUCAAGUUGACCAAGUUGUUCAUCGAGAGAGGUGCCGCCGGUAUCCACAUCGAGGACCAGGCUCCUGGUACCAAGAAGUGUGGCCACAUGGGCGGUAAAGUGUUGGUGCCUGUGCAAGAGCACAUCAACCGUUUGGUUGCAAUCAGAGCUUCGGCCGAUAUCUGCGGCUCCGACUUGUUGGCCGUUGCCAGAACCGACUCCGAGGCUGCUACGCUUAUCACCUCCACCAUUGACCACAGAGACCACUACUUCGUCGCUGGUGCCACCAACCCCGACUCUCCAGACUUGGCCGCCUUGAUGGCUGAUGCCGAGAGCCGUGGUAUCUACGGUGAAGAGUUGGCCCGCAUUGAGGUCGAGUGGAGCAAGACCGCCGGCGUGAAGUUGUUCUCCGAGGCUGUUAUUGAUGCCAUCAAGGCUUCCUCCUUGAGCAACAAGGACCGUUUGAUUUCCCAAUUCACCGCCAAGGUCAACCCAUUGUCUGAGACCUCCAACAAGGAGGCCCGCAAGCUCGCCCGCGAGAUCUUGGGCAAGGACAUUUACUUCAACUGGGAGGCCUCCAGAACCAGAGAGGGCUACUACAGAUACAUCGGUGGUACCCAGUGUGCCGUCAUGAGAGGCCGUGCUUACGCUCCAUACGCAGACAUGAUCUGGAUGGAGUCUGCUUUGCCAGACUACGACCAAGCCAAGGAGUUCGCCGACGGUGUCAAGAGCAAGUGGCCUGAGCAAUGGUUGGCCUACAACUUGUCUCCAUCUUUCAACUGGAACACUGCCAUGGGCGCCGCUGACCAGGAGACCUACAUCAAGAGACUCGGCAAGUUGGGCUACGUCUGGCAAUUCAUCACCUUGGCUGGUUUGCACACCACCGCCUUGGCCGUGGACUCUUUCGCCAAGAACUACGCCGAGAUCGGUAUGAAGGCUUACGGCCAACAAGUCCAGAAGCCUGAGAUCGAGUUGGGUGUUGAGGUUGUCAAGCACCAGAAAUGGUCUGGUGCCGAGUACAUUGACUCCUUGUUGAAGAUGGUGUCUGGAGGUGUGACUUCGACCGCUGCCAUGGGACAUGGUGUCACCGAGGAACAAUUUAAGGAGGGAAAGUUGUAA